CGACUCGUUCAACCCACUGAUACCAAUCGCGAUAGCGAAGGCUCUGUCUUUCUCAUGAUCUCAUCUCUGAAGCUCAACCAUUUCCAAACCUCUUCGGCUGCUUUAUUACAUCAGAGACCCAAUCGAUUUUGGAGAAGGGUUUGAUUUUGAGCUUGAAUUUGGGGUGAUACGACUUUCUUUUUAUUCUAGAAGAUGGUUUAUCACUCUAGUUUUGUAGAUGACGAAGGAAUUACUAAAGCAUGUGGGUUCCCUCUGUUGCCUUUGAAAAGCCACAUAAAGGGUCCUGCUCCAGUUUCAGAUCUAGAUAGGACUGAUAUUGUUGAUGAAGCAAUUACAUUCUUUCGCGCUAAUGUCUUCUUUAGAAACUUUGAUGUCAAGAGCUCGGCUGAUAAGCUUCUCAUUUAUCUGACAUUCUACAUUAAUGUGGCUUUGAAGAGGCUGGAAGGUUGCAGAACUUUGGCUGUAGGUACCAAAGCCAUUAUUAAUCUAGGUCUCGAAAAAGUCCCUGUGCCUGGAGAGCCAGGUUUCCCUUUGCCAGGCCUUUUUCCUGUCCCUCAAUCUGACGAGGAAGCAGAAUUGCUCAGGAAUUAUUUGAGGCAGAUAAGGGAGGAAGCAAGUGGGAGAUUGUUGAGUGUUGCUUAUAAAUCGAAUGGGACUCCUAACAAGUGGUGGUUGGCAUUUGCCAAAAGGAAAUUUAUGAACAUCAUUCUUCCAUCAUGAAUAGUUAGUCUCCUAAAAAAUUAUGAAUAGUUCUUGUAGAUUCUAUCCAGUUGGUAAUGAUUGCACAUAAUAACAUGUUUGAAAGAUCUUAUCAAGAUCAAAGGGGGUUAAAAGCUCACUCACUAUCUAUAUUUUGUUCUUUUCCUUUUUGCAGAUUCUUGUAUUGUAUUGCAAAUAAACUCAGACAUAAUAUUCUUCUGUUCUACAUUCUACUGUGAAAAUGCCUAAUGGCCAAAUACAUGAAUAGUUUUCGCCU
Messenger RNA from Rosa rugosa (rugosa rose), 976 nucleotides. Its product is annotated as actin-related protein 2/3 complex subunit 3. Gene Ontology annotation, molecular function: actin filament binding. Bases 193 to 720 code for a protein of 175 amino acids. Gene Ontology annotation, biological process: Arp2/3 complex-mediated actin nucleation; regulation of actin filament polymerization. The record is from RefSeq and is a predicted model, not a curated record. Lineage: Eukaryota; Viridiplantae; Streptophyta; Magnoliopsida; Rosales; Rosaceae. The transcript has 5 exons. Gene Ontology annotation, cellular component: cytoskeleton; Arp2/3 protein complex.